Molecule: messenger RNA, 6075 nt
Organism: Clarias gariepinus (North African catfish)
Lineage: Eukaryota; Metazoa; Chordata; Actinopteri; Siluriformes; Clariidae
Gene: ldlrad4b
Product: low density lipoprotein receptor class A domain containing 4b
Exons: 6
Coding region: 614-1534 (306 amino acids)
Biological process (GO): negative regulation of transforming growth factor beta receptor signaling pathway
Cellular component (GO): early endosome membrane; Golgi membrane
Molecular function (GO): R-SMAD binding
Source: RefSeq, a predicted model, not a curated record
UCAAAUCAGGUCAGCAGCAGCGGAUCAGCACGAGCCACCGGCGCGCGCGCGUACGCACGCACGCACAUACGCAUACACAUAUACACGUGCACAUACACAUAUACAUACGCGCGCACGCACGCACGCGCUCUCUUUCCGCACGCGCACCGAUGUGACGCGUCUUGAUAAAGAGUGAUGCCGUGCUGGAGCUUCCCCAGUGACUGUCUAAACGCUGCACUCUGGCUGAUGAGCUGGUAUGCUGAUUAGAGCGUUGCUCAACCGAGCACGUCCUCCUGGGAACAGCAACCACUAUACACCUGCCUCAAGUACCUGAACAAGCUCCACCCGGAUCAGUCUCUCUCUCUCUCUCUCUCUCUCUCCCUCGCUGUCUUUCCCUGUACCGCUCUCUGGCUAAGGCAGCCAUGACCGCCUCGCUCUGGCUGGGGGGGUAACGGUGUUAAUUGGAGGAUCGGCGUGUUGGUUGCCGUGGUGAAGUGGCGCCGUUAGCUCAGCAGCAGUGUCAGCAGUGUGAUGGACUCGUGAGGUGAAGAUGGCAGCGUCGUGGCUGUGUCGUCCCCAGCAGCCCCAUCAGAGUGGUUAAGGAGGAAGACGACGCUCUGGGCACAGGAGCAGCAUGCAGGAGGCUGACCUACCUGCCACUAAUGCUUUCACAGAGUGCAAGUUCCUGUGCACCAAUGGUCGCUGCCUGGACCUUAGCUCGCUGGUGUGUGAUCAGCUCAACCACUGCGGAGACAACAGUGAUGAAGAGAACUGCCCCGUUUCCACCCAGCACCCUUCUCCCGCCCUGUUCUACUCUGAAUUGGAGUUUGUGCAGAUAAUAAUCAUAAUCGUAGUGAUGAUGGUGAUGGUGGUGGUGAUUAUCUGUCUUCUGAACCACUAUAAACUCUCGACGUGGUCCUUGAUGAGCAGACUGGGCCAGGCCAGGAGGCAGGAGCACUCUCUGCAGCCGGAGGGAUGUUUUUGGCCAUCAGAUAGUGGAUCCAGACAAGGAGCUUCAGAGGUGGUGUACGCUCCUCAUCCUCGUGAGCGCUUCAGCACUCCCUCAUUCCUACAGCGAGACCGCUUCAGCCGUUUCCAGCCGACCUACCCUCUGCUGCAGCAGCACAUCGACCUGCCGCCCACCAUCGCACUUUCAGACGGUGAGGAGCCGCCGCCAUACCAGGGACCGUGCCCGCUGCAGCUGCGCAACCCCGAGCAACAGCUGGAGCUGAACCGCGAGUCGGUGCGAGCGCCACCCAACCGCACAGUCUUCGACAGUGACCUGAUGGACAGCCAUGGCCCGUGCCCCCCUAGCACCAACACAGGCAUCAGCGCCGCCAACUGGAGUGCCCAGGGACGCACGGAAGGCCCCCCACCCGCCUACAGCGAGGUCAUGGGCCACUAUCCAGGCAAGGCGUUUUAUCUUCACCAGCACAGCAAUAACCAGUCCUCCUCCGUGCCAACUGUGCCCGGUGCCAGGACGCGCCAGGGCAGCACGGAAAGCACAAUAGUCCUGAGCAAAGCCAAGGACAUGCAGAGAGGAGAGCUAGUGUAAUGUCAACUCUCCAAACUUUCUUACCGGCUAGAAAAGGGGUGUGAUCAGUCUCUGGACACGCCCAUGCACAACAUAAAACGCGUCUGUCUUCAACUACAAAAGCAAAGCCACAUUACAAAGAAGGAACCAAGUGGAGCAAAGCUUACAAAAUAACAUUUUAUUGACUGACUGUCUCAGAAAAAGACAUAACAAAGCUUUGUAGCGCUAUUUUGUACUUGUGUAUUACAUUCAAACGGGAGAUGAUGAUAUUAGCACAUAAGCUUGUUUUGUUUGUUUGUUUGUUUUUGUUUCUUCUUCUUUUGGUGAUGUGCUCUACAAAACACCAACACAUCCACUGGUUAAGACCGGACUUGGAGUCGAGGGACUUGGAUUAAAGUUUUCCAGGACCAUGAUCUGUGCACAAUUCAGUUGAAACAGAAAUCCAAAUCCUAGUGCCAAGGAGGUUUUUUGGGGGGGCUGGCGUGAGAGUAAACCCUCACAAUCAUAUACAUUUAAAUCAACACACACAUACACACACACACAUACACAAGUUGCACUAUCUUUAUUGUGGAGAAAAAGCGAGAAAUGCAUUUCAUGGUCUUUGUUGUUAAAGAAACUCCAAAGUUGGUGAUCUGUAGAAGCAGUAGGUUUUUUUUCUCCUUACUUCUGCACAAGAGUUACUUAAAUCCAGCCUAGAAAUCCUCCUUCCCGGUCCGUAGUCCUCCUUACGGUCUUUCAGACACUUUUACACCACUUGAGGUCAGAUAGACGCUAACAGAAUGUUACUUUUACGUAAUAUUGUCACUUUACACACAGAAAUAUUCUAAGGUUAUUAAGUAAUUACUUUUGUCUUUUGUUAUAGCCUUUUUUUUCUCUCUAACAGUCUGAAAGACACUUUCCUUCCUGUAGCAGUGUUAAAAUCAUUAAUUUUCUUUAAUAUGCUUAAACCACAUAAUCAACGAUGAGGGAAAGGUAUCAUGUGCGCAGGGUCGUGCUCUUAAAGUUAUUAAUUUCUGAACCACAGUCAAGGCUAUUGUAAUCCUUUACACGUGUUGCACUUGGCCCGUGACAAAAAAAAGGCAUUUAUUUAAUCAUCAUUAGAGCGCUAUAUGGACGCGAGGUGUUAUCUGUGCAUUGUUCAGCAUGGACGGAAGCGUCUCCUGGCUUUUCCUUACUUGAAAUGGCUUACGCUGCCCAGUCGUGCACUCUCACUUUCGUCCCCUUUCUCGCCACAGAUCACCAUCUGUACGACGUCCCGAUGGACGUUGCCAUAGUAACCAGAGUGAGCAAAAACAAACAAGCAUACAAACAUGGCCCAUGUCGCUGUGCUGUCCAUGUCUCCUAGGUUAGGUAAGAUAAUCAUGUUUAGUAACACGGUUAAGCUAAGGGCUAAAGUGAGGGUUGUUCACUGUAAUAUCUCAUUAACCCAGCCUUCCUCUGAUUGCAUUGCCUAUUCGGUUCCUCGCUUCUUGCUCAGUUCUUACACGUGUCAGUAUUGACGCAAGCGGUUUGUUCUGCGUUUUUAAAAAUUUUUUAUUUAUUGAUUUCUUAAAGUGUUGAUUUGAGCUCAUCUCCAGCUUCUGUCCGUGUUGAUCCGCUCUUAGGAGGAGUCUCGAUCGCAACCGUCUUCACAGAGAAGCAGUGCAUGAAAACACCUGAGCUGAUCCAAACUUAGCAGCUUAAAACACUGAGGAUUUAAACACCUUAGUUUCAUUGCGUACAGUUGCGCUGUUCUGUUUAAAAUGCAAUCAUGUCAUCACUUUCAAUCCAUAGCAUUGUGGUUAUUGGGCGAACAGAUCCAAACCAUGGUGCUACAUUUACUUUGUAGACGUUUACAAGCUGAGCACAUGUUGUUCUGUGUUAAAUGUGUCUGGAUGAUGAUCUGGUGGUCAGCACUGGUGAGGUGUGAGAGACUCGAUGCAUGCAGGUGGUUUGGUUAGCUGACACUGGGACUUAGUGGGUGUCAGUCAAAAGCUCUAAGCUCUUUUCAACCAGGACCCAAAGGAACUCUUUGCCUUGUAGUACGGCAUACAUCCCUUUAAUAUCAGCGCUAAAGGCUCAUCUUUUUUUUAGCCCUUUUUGUUCUUCAUUUAGGGCGUCGAACAUGGACAUAUUUAUUUGAUACGUCCAUCCUGUAUGUUUCCGUUUAAGAUUAUUUCACUGACACAUGCUUAUCAGCUGCCCUUUUCUUUAAUGUUGUCAGUAGAUUUUAAGCCUCACUGCCCCUAAAAUCAUUAGUGUGUUUGGCUCAACUGUACAGUGCGUGCGUGCAUGUGUGAAAGUUUAUUCAUGAAGACGAUGUGACCUGUAGGCUAGUUACUCCAGCUAGAUUACCAAGCCUGGUUUCUCAAUCUGGCUCUUGACCUCAAGCCUUAACUGCCUAGAAGUACACUUGAAAGACAAUGAGACAAUUUAUUGGACACUAAUCCCAGACGAGAAAGUGUCCUCGAGUGUGUUUGUGUUUGUGUAGAAAACCAGCUUGUUCAGAAUGCAUGUUCAGGGCUGGUUCCCUGAUUAAAUAUUAAGGAUGUACAUACACUAGUUUGCUCUGAUUCACCAUUUUUUUUGUGCGCGCGCGUGCAUGAGUUUUAGUCCAGGACGAGGUCUGAUCAUUGUCAGUGUUUGGAAGGACGUGAAGAAUUUCUGUUAAAGCCUUUGCAUGACGAACAGAGCCACUAUCUGCACACUUCAUUACCCAGGAGGUGUUUUGGGCACAAAUGAAAACUAGCCAAGGAUCAAAUGUGUAAACACGGUUCAGUCUGUUUUACUUCCAGCUGAGUUUCAAUCUGCACCUGGAGACCUGAACCUCUACAAUAGACGACAAACCUGAAACCUUUAUCUUUUUUUUUUUUUUUUAACUGCGAUGCCAGCAUUCAGUAAGGGCUUUUGCCAGCUACCCCACGCAUCACAUUCUUAUUUUAUCUCCCGUAGGUUGACACGGACACGGCAAGUAGCGCCAGCCGCUUUCAGAAAGACUGAACGAUGUUCCUGUUUGUUUGGUGCUGACCGAGAUGCUUGAAAGUGUUCCGUGUGUCGGAUGUUUUCUCCCGUCGUUUACUCUUCCAAAGAGCUCUCGGAACUUAUCCCUUCAUCUGUGCUGUGUUUAAUGCUGCUGCUAUCGCUGCUGCUGCUGCUGCUGCUUUCACCAAUCGAUUGCAAUCUGGCCCACGCUCGUUGGCUCGACCCUUUUCUCAUAUAUCGACCAUCGUUUCACCGUCUCCGCUCGGCUUUUCCUGCCUCGUUUUGUCCGAUUGUCGUCCUCGCUACAAACAAGUGCUCGUCGUCCGUGGAAUGAGGCGUUGUUGCAUGUGUGUAUGAUGUGAGCUAACCCGGUGCCUAAUGUUCACGUUUCGAGCAGACGUAGGAACCCACUUGCACUCUUUAAGCUCCCACCUUCGGUGUGCCUCACUUCCAACGGUGCUUUUUAUUUCUCUGGUCUGUCCGUCUGUGUUUUAUUUUUCUGUUUUUUAUUGUUUGUCUCUCUCUUCUUUUUUUUUUCUUUUGUAAGGUGCUGUAAAUAACUUGAAUAUGUUAUGCACACAUAUCCUACCCAAUGGGUAGAAACCACAAAAGAUAUUGUUAAUAGUGUAAUAUAAUGUAUAGAUGGUAUAAAAAUUUAACACAGUGGUUAUCAGGUUUGUAAAUGCCUACAGUUCGAAAUGUGCUUUUGUCUUUUUUUGUAAACAAGGUUUGCAAACGAUACUUAAAUAUGAAUUACAGAACAAUUACAAAGUACUACUUAUUUUUCUUAUGAAUAAUAACAAUAUUAACAGUAUGAAUGGCAGUUGUUCUAGGACAAGAGAUGCUUGAAAUAGAAUUUUUUUUUUGGUUUUUUUCUUUUUUUUUUAAUCCUACCCUGAGAUAACAACUUGUAUAAGUUGCAAUUUAACGGUAGAAUCGGCGUACCAGUGCAAAUCUGUGCUACAGUAUAUACAUUUUCACGUUUACCAAAACCAUUUUCACCCACAGCGUUGAACCAGCUAACACACUGACUGUCACAUCAGCAUUGUUUUACAAAACGGACUUAGUCCCGUGCAGUCAUGUCAGCCAUGACGCGCCCUUAACUAAGGCGUCAUGUCCUCACUGGUGUCUAAAUGAAACCUGGAAACUUCUGCACAGAAGUAGAAUCGAAUCUAAUCAAAUUAAACACGUCCCUACAUUCCCAUGGGUGGACUGGUGAUUUAGGCAUGACAUGGCCAUACUGUAGCUUGCGCACACACACAGGAAGAAAGCAGCAGUUUACCAAACUUUCAGAUACACCAAUCACGCCUGCAAAGUUUGGAAUGUUUGUGUGUCUCUAUUGCAGUAAAAAAAAAAAUUAAAACCCACACAAACCAUUGGUCACUGUCCAGGCUAUCCUUUCGAAAGCACGCAUAUUCUAUAUUAUUUGAGGUACUCUGUAAGCACGUAAUAGCCAGUCUUAAAUUUCCAUGCAAUGCUAUGCUUCCAGCGUUUUAAUAAUCAAUCCAGACAGCGACUACACUGACACUUCUACCAUUCUUAUUUCUUACUUAUUUAUUUUACACAUUCUGUGUACGUGGUAUGUCGGAACAAAAAAAUAA